AGGGCCUGUAAGAUAAUCCAUACGCGACCCUGCAGGCGCGGCCUGCACCCCAAGCACUUUUUAAGCUAUUGAAUACACGUUUUCUAGCUCUUUCAUCUUCACUUUCCACUAUAAGCACUUUUAUUCUUGGACGGCACGCCGCGGGCGUCGUCCGUUGUGAUUUUCGUGUCAACAUCAUCCCGUGCUGUGUUGUAUAUCAACAUACGUCUUUAAAAUCCAAAAGUAGUACGUACUCUCGCACGAUUUCUGUAUUGCUUACUUAGUUGAUAACCACAACCUCACACAACAUGGCGUACCAGCCCUACAUUGGCAUGGGUGGCUCCGACUACUACGGAGGCGACCCAAACUACGCCGCGUGGGCGGGGUCCGACGCGGCCAAGGAGCAGUUUGGGGAGACGGUUGCCACCUCCGGGGCCGGGUCCUCGGACCACACCAUUACCGUCAAGGUCCAGGGCGGCGGGUUCCUGGCCCAGACCAAGGGCGGCCUGGACACCGGGGUUGGGGGGCGCUACGUCGACUACAACUCGGACGGCUACAUUUUCAAUGAGGCGGGGGUCGAUGCCAUGGGCAACGUCGUCGCGCAGAAGCAGCACGGCGGCGGCGGGGGUUACUACGACCAGAACGGGCAGUGGGUCCAGACCGGCGAUGGCGGGAGCGGGAGCGGCGGCUACGUAGACGAAAAUGGGCAGUGGGUCUACACGCCGGGGGGCAACGAGGAGGACCAGGCCGCCUACAACUUUAGUCGCAAGAAGAUUGACGUGAGUGUGCAGGGCUACAGCCACGACGACCUCGUGGACGACGGCCGGAACCACAUGGUGGGCGGGGGCGGGAGAUUCGGGGGAGCAGGAGGUGGAGGUGGGCAUCACCACCACGGAGGCAGCGGUGGGGGCUCGGGAUCAUAUGGUAGUUCCGGGGGAGCAGGGUAUAGUAACUCCGGCGGUGGAGGCGGUUCGUACGGUGCUAACGGUUCGUACGGAGGUGGUGGCGGAGGGUAUAACUCGGACGCCGAGUCAGCGAGCUCCUCCUCUUCCGAAGACUUGGGGCAAAGAGGCGGAAAACUGAUCCAAUACGCGAUGGAAGUGCCGACGCCGAUAGGGAAAGCGAAAGUUUUGGUUUUUGAAGACUGGACCGUGGACUUCGACGAUGACGAGUGCUGGUGAGGUUUAUUUUGCAGUGACUAAAUGAUGCGACGCGCUUUCGAUUAUUGUUCUUCUACCUAGUCGUGCACAUGCUCGUGGGGGACUUCUCACUCUCGACGUCACUGAUAGUUGUAUAGCAAAAAUUUUAGAAAUACUGCGAACCACAAUAGAGAAAACCAAAUCGUAAUAACCUCGUUUAUUUUCUACACAGGAACCUCGGCGACACGACGCGCACGUGCGUGAAGCCGACCGGCACGUGGAAGGGGGAGUCUCCGCAGGACUUUACCUGCACGCACGGCCAGGCGUGGAACCUGGUGUGGGGGUCCGACCCGAAGACCGGCAAGCAGGUGCCCGUGUUGACCAUCGGCGGAUUGGAAUUUCGCGACGGCUACAUCCCGGGCAGUCAAAACGCGUCUAAUUGGGAAAACGGGAAGAGCAGCUCGGGCGGCGGGGGGAUCGGCGGCUGGUUCCAUAAUCUGAUGUCCGGCGACAGUAUCAUGGGCGGGUCGAGUUCGACGACAAGCAAGGGGAAGGGAAAAAGGAGUGGCAGUAGUUCCGCUUUCGCAGCCGAGGGCGACUGGGGCGAAGUAGACGGCACCGCCGGCCGCGGGCGGGGCAGGACCGGGAUCUCCGGGCACUGCAUCUACGGCAUCUGCCCCCCGCAGAACAUCAAGACGGUGCGAAAGAUCGGGAUGCAGGCUCACGCCCACGCACUCGACAUGGAUAAGCACCAACAGCAACAGGCCGCGAAAAUGGCGGAGCACCAGAAACAGAUGCAGAAGGUGGCCAACCGACAGGAAGAGCAGCGGGCCGCGAACGCCAUGCGGCUGCAGGCCGACAAGUGGAAGCUGCAGCAGCACAAGGCGGAGUUGCAGGCAGAAACCGCGAUGAAGCAAAACAUGAUGCGGGCGGAGUUGAACGCCGUGCGUAUGGACAAGCAGAACGAGCUCGCGCAGAUGCAGGGCCGCGCGGAUAUGAAGAUGAUAGAGAUGGCGCAGGCCAACCACGAGACGAAGAUGAAGGCGAAGCUGGACAUGGAGGCCGCGCAGAUGUCCGCGGACUUGCUCGCGGCGCAGCAGGACACCAUCAACCUGCAAAACGAGAUGGAGACGAAGCUGACCCUGGAGCAAAAGCGCGCCGAGGCGAUGUCGAUGAAGGCCCGGCAGCGCAUGAAGGACGGCCGCAGCCGCGGGGGCGUGAGAGACGGCCCCGGCGGAUCCGGCGUGGGUGCGCGCGGCGGCGGUCGGGGGGUCCGCGGAGCGAGCGGCGGCCGCGGGGUCGGUGGCAUUGGUGGCCGCGGCGUCGGGGCCUACGCGACCGGGGGCGGCGGCGUUCGGACGCCCUUCGACUGCGCGAAAUACGUGCCGGCGAAAGAAAGGUAAGAAUUUGAUAAAAACAGAAGUUGGUGGCUUCGAUUUUUGCUCUCUUUCGUUCGUGCAUCUGUUGUUGUAAGAACAGCCCCUGGAUUUACAUGUAGUGAUGAUGAAGGAUGAAGAUGAUGGUCAAUGUUUUGUUUUCUACCCUCAAGAAAUAGUGCGCGAUUUGUAGUUUGAGUAUCGUUAGCACUCUGACAUGCAUUCACGUAACUGCUGAUUUAACAUCGUUCACCUCGAUGUCGAUGUGGAGCAACCAGAGUUUGUUGUCGAAGUGAUAAAUUGUGAAAUCUAUCAAAACUGCAAAAAUGAUGAUGAACAGGGACCAGAUGCGCAUUUGGCACUUUGGUUUGGUGGAUGUCAACAUGGGCACUUACAUGAGCAAUAAGUGGCAGCGAAAGUACGUGGUGGUCCGCGACAUGCUGUUUGAGAUUUACGACUCCCCUACGGCCCAAGUCCCCAUCGCCACCUACCCGUUUACCCCCGAUAGCAAGUUCUCCAGCUUCAAGUCGGACACCUGCAGCACGGAGGGAAGGAUGCUGUCCCGCACCCGGAGUUACGGCUUCGAGUUUGACACGCGGCACUUCCUGGGCAUGGUACAUGUCGAUUGCCACGACAUGAAAAAUCUCACCGAGUGGAUGCACAAAAUGGAAGACUGCCGGGCGCACCAGCGGCAGGCGGCACAAUCACUCGCGGAAACGGUGAACGCAAUCAACGAAAUUUACAACGAAGCCGGCUGAUAAAGAGCACCAACUACUUACUGUUUUUGCGAAAAGAAGUUUUAUCGGUUUAGUUUCAUUUAAUUCCCAUUCCUCGUGCGACCUGAUGCUGAAGUUGAUAGAGAAGUAGAUUAAGGCGAUAGUAGUUCGAUGUCCAGCAGACAAAGACCUUGCGCAAGCGAGUUGUCGACGACUAGCGUCAUCAGCAAAGGCAACAGAAGAAGGCCUGGAAGUGGGCUUUCAAACGUCCAAUCUAUCUUUCUAGUUAUCGGAACUGCAAACAAGUUUAUUCCAAAUCAAUGGUCUGCCGCGGUACAAUUUUUUUCCCCGCGGUCUUUCCUAUCUAGCAACG
Molecule: messenger RNA, 3583 nt
Organism: Amoebophrya sp. A120
Lineage: Eukaryota; Dinophyceae; Syndiniales; Amoebophryaceae
Source: the annotation of a GenBank genome assembly